AUGAGUCAGCUCGCCACCGAAGUCUCUCGCCGGCGCACGUUCGCCAUCAUCUCGCACCCCGACGCGGGCAAGACCACCUUGACCGAAAAGCUGCUGCUGUACGGCGGCGCGAUCCAGCUCGCCGGCGAGGUCAAGGCCCGUGGUGAGCGCCGCCGGACGCGCUCGGACUGGAUGAAGGUGGAGCGCGAGCGCGGUAUUUCGGUGUCGGUUUCGGUGAUGACUUUCGAGCACGGCGAAUGCACCUUCAACCUGCUCGACACUCCUGGCCACGAGGACUUCAGCGAGGACACCUACCGCACCCUGACGGCGGUCGACUCGGCGGUCAUGGUGCUCGACGCGGCCAAGGGCAUCGAGGCCCAGACCUUGAAGCUAUUCGAGGUCUGCCGGCUGCGCGACGUGCCGAUCAUCACUUUCGUCAACAAGCUCGACCGCGACGGUCAGGAGCCUCUCGAGCUGAUGGACGAGAUCGAAGACAAGCUCCAACUGGAAGUCACCCCGGCCAACUGGCCGAUCGGCAUGGGCAAGCUGUUUCGCGGCAACUACGAGCUCGCCACCAACCGGCUGCUGCUCACCGACGGCGAUCCGGCGGGCGAGCUCUUGGAGGGCUUCGAAGACCCGCGGCUCGAGCAGCAGCUCGGUGCGAGGCAGGCGGAGGAGCUACGCGACAACGCCGAGAUGGUGCGCGAGCUAUGCCCGGUCUUUGACCGCGGGACCUACCGUGCCGGCAACCAGACGCCGGUUUUCUUCGGUAGCGCACUGCGCAACUUCGGCGUGUUGCAGCUGCUCGACGCGAUCGAGAGCCUGGCGCCGUCGCCCCGCCCGCAAGCGGCGGCAGAACGCACGGUAGAUCCGCUGGAAGACAAAGUCAGCGGCUUCGUCUUCAAGAUUCAAGCGAACAUGGACCCGCGCCACCGCGACCGUAUGGCCUUCGUGCGGCUGUGCUCGGGCCGCUUUCGGCGCAGCAUGAGACUGCACCAUGUGCGCAGCGGCAAGCAGCUCAAUCUGCACAACCCGAUGCUGUUUUUGGCCCGCGAUCGCGAACUCGCCGAAGAGGCAUUCGCCGGCGACAUCCUCGGGGUGCCGAACUACGGCAACCUGCGCAUCGGCGACGCCCUGACCGAGGGCGAAGAGCUACGCUUCACCGGCAUCCCAAGCUUCGCUCCAGAGCUGCUCAAGAGAGUUCGCCCAGAAGACCCGAUGCGUGCCAAGCACCUCGGCAAGGCCCUGUUCCAACUGGCAGAGGAGGGCGCCGCGCAAACCUUCAAACGCAAGCUCGGUUCCGAGUGGAUCGUCGGCGUCGCCGGGGCCUUGCAGUUCGAGGUCUUGGCCGACCGUUUGCGCACCGAAUACAACCUCGACGUGCGCUUCGAAUCCACCCAGCUCUAUACCGCCCGCUGGAUCGAGGCCGACGAUGCCCGCUACCUCAAGAAAGUCGUCGACGCCAACGAAGCCGCUAUCGCCGAAGACCACAACGGCUCCCCGUCCUGCUAG
Molecule: messenger RNA, 1491 nt
Organism: Nerophis lumbriciformis (worm pipefish)
Lineage: Eukaryota; Metazoa; Chordata; Actinopteri; Syngnathiformes; Syngnathidae
Source: RefSeq, a predicted model, not a curated record